Messenger RNA from Mangifera indica (mango), 1271 nucleotides. Its product is annotated as myb-related protein 308-like. The record is from RefSeq and is a predicted model, not a curated record. The transcript is spliced from 2 exons. NCBI's taxonomy places the organism in Eukaryota, Viridiplantae, Streptophyta, Magnoliopsida, Sapindales, Anacardiaceae. The coding region runs from base 259 to 1110 and encodes 283 amino acids.
UACCCCUACGUUUUAGCAAAUACGUAUCAUAUUGCACUUUCCUUCAGAGAUUUGCAGCCAAACCGCCAUUCUUAAUUAUAUGAAAGUCACCACGGCGCUUGUUUGGAAACUCUCACUACAUAUUGCGAAGAAAAGAUUCUUGUAAGUCCGAUUAUAUGGUAACGGUUAGCAGCAUCGAUCACUGGAUCCUGUUCUCUGCCAGUCUAAUAAAUUCUUUCAUUAUCUCUCUCUUCUGAUAUUCUCAGAAAAAAAAAAAAAAUGGGAAGGUCUCCUUGUUGUUCUAAGGUUGGGUUGCAUAGAGGUCCAUGGACUCCAAGAGAAGACAAUUUGCUUACCAAAUACAUUCAAGCACAUGGUGAAGGCCGCUGGAGAUCCUUGCCUAAAAAAGCUGGGCUUCUUAGGUGUGGAAAGAGUUGCAGAUUAAGAUGGAUGAACUAUCUAAGGCCAGAUAUCAAGAGAGGGAACAUAACCCCUGAUGAAGAGGAUCUUAUUAUCAGAUUGCAUGCGCUACUUGGAAAUCGAUGGUCUCUCAUUGCAGGAAGGCUUCCAGGUCGAACCGAUAACGAGAUAAAGAAUUAUUGGAACACCCAUCUCAGCAAGAGGCUAAGAAGCCAAGGAACCGAUCCAAACACCCAUAGGAAAUUAUCAGAUGAGCCAAUUAGUCAAGAUGCUAGGAAGAGAAGAAAUAGCAAAAAUGGUAACCACAAAAAGAACCAGAAUAAUAAUAAUAUGACGGUGAUCCAACCGUCAGGGGAGCCACGAAAGCACAAGGUUCAUCUCCCAAAGCCCAUUAAGGUCACUUCUUUGGUAUUACCAAUGGAUGAAAGUUUUAAGUUUAAUGAUUUAUUUAGUACUGUUUCAAAUGGCCAUGGAGAACUGGGUACAGAAGUUCCUCCUCCUAGUUUCAAAGACAGAGAUCAUGGAGCUGGGUAUUUCGUGGGCAAUUGUGAUGACGACAUAAUUAACGGAAGUGAUUUCGAGUACCAAAUAUCUCAGGUAUUCACCGGUGAAAACACAUUAGACAAGCUUUACGAAGAAUAUCUGCAGAUUUUGAAGAAUAAAGAUGACGAAAUUCAGCUAGAUUCACUUGCUGAAUCAUUUUUAAUUUGAAGAAAACAAAAAAAAUAAAAACAUUUUGUGAGCUUGUGCAUGCUUUUAAUGUUGAAGGAAGGAAUUAAGUUCUUGCAUUAAAGUUUUUUUAUUAUUGUUAAUGGUAACUGUGAUUUGGCAUGGGAAAUUAUACCUUAAUGAACUGACGAUUGCUUGGCACA